ACCAGAUUAAUACCACCCCCUCUAGAGUCUGAUCCCGCAACCUUUCGGUUACUGGCCCAACGCUACCUGACCGCAUUGUAUUGAGCCUUCUGUGGCAAAAUUAUUAUAUAAAUCAUAUUUGAUUGACUGUACAUAGUAGAAGUCAUGUGAAUGAGAGCCUCAUUAGCAUUAGCACAAAGACAAUGGGUUUGUCGACGUUGCAGUCGACAGUGCAGGCGAGUGCCGACUGACUGAGCUACAAAUCACCAUGCAUCUUUAAUAACUACUCAUUAUUAUAUGUAGAUCAGUCAGGCAGUCACCAUUUACUCAUAAUGCAUCAUGGAUUUGAUGCUCUCGAACACGGCCAAUAUAAGUAUACAUACAGGUGAAAACAAGACCAGGUUAUGUUGUUGUGGGGACCAAAAUAUUACAAAAUUGGUACACAUUCAGUGAACAUAAUGUACAGUCUUUAAUUCAGUGCUUUAAAAAAACGUAUUACAUAGUAAGGUUUGAUAGUUUCUCUUGGUCAACAUGUAUGCAUUUCAUCAUCAACAACACCAGUGUCACACCCCCGUUUUUAUUGGGCGCUCAGCAAUAUUUAGGCAGUAGGAAUGUUCAUCCCUUAAUAAAGGCCUGGACAAUAGGGGGCCUCUGCCGUAACUGUUGCUGGCGGGCUGGUCAGGUGCAAUGCCGUCAAAACAUCAGCUUUACCCAACACAGGGUCACAUUAUUUCACAGACAAACAGACGCGACCUCCACUAUAUGACAACGCCACUCCAUCCACAGGGACUAAACCAACAGCAGACCUUGAGCAAGAGGCACAUCGCAGAUAAUACAGUAGCAAAGGAGACAUCAUAGAGAUUAUAGUGUACUUUUGGAGCUGCAUUCAGUAAUUGGACCUAUACCAACUAUUGUUAUCAGUUGAAUUGGAUCUCUUUUGGUCAGACCACAUGAACAUGAUUGGGAAAACUCUUUUGCUAGUCUGCCUGGCUGUCUUCUUUUCUGCAGUAGACGCAGCAGACCAGUCCAGACUCUACAGGAGGCCAUCUUGUGGGGAUAUGAGCCAAUCCCAGGCAUGCCCGCUCAACUACUCCCCAGUGUGCGGUAAUGAUGGAAACACUUAUCCCAACGAGUGUUCUCUGUGUGUUCACCGGCUGGAAACCAAUGCAGACAUCUUGAUAGUGAAAGACGGAAGUUGCUGAAGAGUAGCCUACUCAAGUACAGAUGAUUCCGCUGUGAAUGUGAUAUUAUCAUCACAUUUAUCUUUGAUUCUUUCUGUGAUUGUAGAAGUAGUUUUUUAUGGAACACUCAUGCACAGUACACACACAAUCAUUUAUAAUCAUAUUGAUUUGUAUUCAAUCUUAACACUAUCUUUGUAAAGAAUAAAUCGAUUUUUCAGUCCCAGCUCCUGUGGAAUCUUUUAUCAUUAAAGGUCCAGAUGCUCAU
Molecule: messenger RNA, 1425 nt
Organism: Oncorhynchus kisutch (coho salmon)
Lineage: Eukaryota; Metazoa; Chordata; Actinopteri; Salmoniformes; Salmonidae
Product: probable pancreatic secretory proteinase inhibitor
Exons: 4
Coding region: 930-1181 (83 amino acids)
Molecular function (GO): serine-type endopeptidase inhibitor activity; protein binding
Source: RefSeq, a predicted model, not a curated record